Molecule: messenger RNA, 991 nt
Organism: Gossypium raimondii (Peruvian cotton)
Lineage: Eukaryota; Viridiplantae; Streptophyta; Magnoliopsida; Malvales; Malvaceae
Product: nascent polypeptide-associated complex subunit alpha-like protein 2
Exons: 4
Coding region: 93-743 (216 amino acids)
Biological process (GO): protein targeting to membrane
Cellular component (GO): nascent polypeptide-associated complex; cytoplasm
Source: RefSeq, a predicted model, not a curated record
GUCGUUACUUAUGAGUGUCCGCACUAAGCAUUAUCCAUUCUUUAUCCCCCUUGCUUCCUAUCCAGCUUAAACCCUAUCCAGCAACCAUAAGCAUGUCGCCAGGUCCCGUGGUUGAAGCAGCCCACCCUGACACUGAACUCCUUCCUAAUCCUUCCGCUGAGGAACCCCAAAAGAAGCCUUUGGAGGAGGCUGUGGUUGAGGACGUCAAGGAAAUUGAGAUAGAAGAUGACGAGGAGGAGGAGGAUGACGAUGAUAAGGAAGAUAGUGCUCAGGGUGCUAAUGCCAGUUCAAAGCAAAGCAGAAGCGAGAAGAAGAGCCGGAAGGCAAUGUUAAAGCUGGGGAUGAAGCCUGUUACUGAUGUAAGCAGGGUCACCAUCAAAAGAACCAAGAAUAUAUUGUUUUUCAUCUCCAAACCUGAUGUCUUCAAGAGCCCGAAUUCUGAGACGUAUGUCAUCUUCGGCGAGGCUAAGAUAGAGGAUUUGAGUUCUCAGCUACAGACCCAAGCUGCUCAGCAGUUCAGGAUGCCGGACUUGGCCUCUGUGAUGGCAAAAUCAGACACCUCUGCAGCAGCAGCUGGAACAGCAGCGGAUGAGGAAGAGGAAGAAAUCGACGAGACUGGAGUAGAGCAAAGGGACAUUGACUUGGUCAUGACACAGGCUGGGGUGUCGAGGAGCAAGGCUGUCAAGGCUCUCAAGACUCACAAGGGGGACAUUGUUAGUGCUAUUAUGGAACUUACCACUUAAGUUGUCUUUCCUGUCUUGCAGUGCAUUCUCUCAGGCUGUCGAUGAGGUUGCUGAAGUUCGGAAUUAGUAUCAACAUUCUAGUAGUUGCAGUAGUUGCAGCAGUUGAGCUAGGUCAUCUUUAAUAUCUUUUUCUGAUUUUAAAUUUUCUCCCUGUUCAUUAUCAGCUUCCAUGUGACUGAUUGCUUCUUUACCCUUGGUGUAACAAAAUUUUGCAAUUUGAUUCAACUUAUUUUUGGCCCUUCAGAACA